ACACACGCACACAGUCUGCACCUGUUGAAGAAGAGUGGUGUGAACAGGAAGCAAGCAUAUGCCGACCGAGAAGAGUUCACAGACCGCAGGGCCAGCUACAGGAGAGAAAAAAAACAAAAUAUGCACUGUUCAUUAACGCAAACUGUGCACCAACAGGAAGCAUAAAGACUAUGUGCAUGUCAGGAGGAAGUGCUGGUGUAUGAUGGUAUCAGAGCAGCGCACCCCGUCUUCCUGAGGCUCCACAUACAGCUCAUCACCGAUCCUGGACAGAGAAUGGAUGGCUUUGGCCAGCACUGGACGUGUGUAAGAUCUGCGAAAUGCUGCCUUGCGUCGUUUACCCUGCCUUCACCGGUGAUAUAAAUGGCUGUUGCUGAAGAGGUGCGUACUAAAACUACAGAUAUUUGGUGAAAGAAAGUCACAAAAAGAGAGAGCCUGCUCCUAAAACUUUCGAGGAUUAUUAUGGACGAGUGGAGGCAGUGUGACAGCGGAAAACAUCCCUGAGAAGGAGCAGCCUACACAGAGUGAAAGAAGAAUUUCUGUCCUAGCUAAGGUCUGAUCUGUCUUGAUAUUUGUGGUGAGAAACUGGAUAAAAAGACUGGAAAAUGAAAAACAGAGGGAAACAACCAUCACAGGAGUCUUAACAACAAAAGUUGGAUAAAGGGGUGAUUCUUCUGUCAUGGUCUGCUGUCUCUAAAGCAGCACAUUAAAAAAGACUCUGUGUCCAUACCUGUUUAGUGGACUAUAUUUACAUUUAAAUGCACUCAUUGUUGACACGCUUUUCUGCGACUUUGAUGCACGGCAGUUCUGUUCAUAGAUGUCUCAGUCAAGUGAUCCACCAGACACUCAGGCCUUGCUGCAGUCCAUGCUGCAGAGACUGAAGCUCCAUCCGGGAAGAGAAAGCCAGGCACACCUGCAUACACCUGUACCCAUCAGUACCGCCUCCACAUGGGGGCGAGGUGGAGAGAGAGGAGUCUCUGACUUCCAGAAAGUCAACAACAGUCCUGUAAAUUGCUUUGAGUUUGGUACUAAUUGUAGCACCGCAAAAGAGUUUGGGAUCUCUGCUGCAGGCGGUAACGGUGGGGAAAUACAACAACGAGGUCAUGACUUUGAAAUGGACAGGGGUCUCAUUUCCUUCUCCACUCAGAAAAACAGCACUAAUGGUGACACGGGUGAGAACAGGGUGUUGGGACAGGCUGCACAGCCUGGGAUCAACCCAACAGGUACAGGGCAGCUGUUUCCUGUGAAAUCAGUUAAGGAGGCUGAUAUCACUUCCUUUAAGAUGACUGAUGACAAGAGGGUGAGUUUAGGCAGCUCUGCAAUGUCGAGCCAUAUCCCUAGUAAUAAAGAUGCUGUAACAAACAUGGGACAGAAUCAGGACCAGGACCAGGGUUUUCCACACAAAGUCUACACAUGGUCCUUGAAGCCCACAGAUGCAAAUCUUGACAUCAGAAGUCAAGAGAAUAAAGUGUUCCAUGUGGGAAAUGGAGGAUUUGGAGCUUUGGCACAAAGUAAAGACAUGCAGAUUGUCCCGACUGGCCAAGAAACAACAAAUAGCAGCUCUCGAAGAAAACAGCGUUCGUCUGAGAACAAAACGAGGAGAUGGACGCAGAAGAUCAAAGAGAGAUGGAAGGACAGGCAAGGGAAAUUUGGCAAAAAGGGAAAAGAAGAAGAAUGGAAGGAAGACCAGAAGAUUGAGCAAGCAACUAAAUUUUCACCUCAAAACCAGCCUAUGACAGAGAAAAAUCACUUUAACACACCGAAUAAGGAGAAAGAAAGUAACCUCCCUUCACUACACAGUAGUGACUCCAGUAAAUCCCCUCCGACACACUUUGAAGAUGGACAAGGAGGACAAGGAUAUACGAGGUCUGGUAGUGACUUUGAGUUUGGCCUGGGCUCAUUUAGCUUAUUGGAGGAGAUCGUCACAGGUCAAGAGUGGGCCAAGUUCCUAAACCCCAACCAAUCAGUCACCUCAGCAAAUCAGAGACCAUCAGAAGAGCAGCUGAGCCAUCUCAACAUCCCUGCAAAUCCUCACGACAGCGGUCAAUCAUCUGUGAUUUUGAACCAACAAGGAGGUGUGAACAACCAGUGGAGCUUCAAGGGCACUGAGGCAUCAGGAGUUUCAAAUUUCAGCACGGCACAAACAUCACCUGAUACUUUCCAACCUGUCGGCAUGGACAUAACAGAAGAAAAACAAGCUGGAGUACAGGAUGCUCAGUCAGAACCAAUGGAGCAUGGACAUAUCCGCAGACCUCCCUCGUUUACAAAGCCUGCAAAUAUUGCGAUCAACUCAGCGCCAAAGAGCAGACUCCAGCUCAACAGAAAGAGACAGCAUCAGUCAGCUGAGAGGCUUCAAACUGAGGAUAUCAGUGACGAGCGGCCCUCAUCUUCACUAAGCCUGACAAGCAGCCAUGUGAUGGAGACAGGAGAGUCGCACCAUGAUAAAGUCAUGCCUUUAUACAUCCUUAACUCUUCUCCUCCGCCUCUAUCUUCAUCUCCUUCUACUCCUUUUGCUCCUGUACCCAGGGGUGUCCUCAAACACUCCAUAUCCCAGAAUUCCAGAGAAUUGCCAGAGUCUUCAAUGGAAAUAAUGACAAAAAGGAGGCGAGUUGAGGAGAACCGACGGGUUCGUUUUUCGGAGGAGGUGGAGACCAUAGCGCUUCCAGAGCAGGAUCUGGAUCUUACAGACUCAGAGGAGGAUUCAGGAGCGGAUGAGGACUCUGUGAUAGAACAGGAGUUUGAGGUGGAGCAGGCAGCAAUAGAGGUGGUGGCACCACCACGCCGGACUGCUCUCCCUACCUGGAUACUCGGUCUGAAGAAGAGGAACACUGGGAGGAAGCACAAAUAGUGAAACUGCAAAGAUUUGAAUUUAGUCUCACAAACAUGUCUUAAAAAAAAGGAAUGAACAAAAAUCAUCUGGGUGUGUUUUUGAAAACCCUGAAACAUGUUCAUUGCAUCAUAACCUCACCUUUUGGGGAUUUUUUCCCCCUACUUGGCUUGUCAGAAAUAUGCUUUUAAGACUUAUAAGACAACUAAAUAUUAUGUUAAGGUGAGGAUUUUCUGCAGACAGACGGUUUGCUGACUAGAUUUCUGUCUGGACACUUAAAGCCACCUCUUUGUGGAAGUGCUCCUCGUCUCUCUUGAGACCACCACAUGUCAGACUUCUUUAAGCGUCACUUUUAAUUUAAGAGGAUUGCUUUUUUUUACCCUUUACAGUUUCCUGUGUCCAUGCUGUCCUCUCCAUCUAUUUCGACUGGAUUAUGUCCUGACAUUCUGGCAUCAGCUGCAUAAGUGUUUAGAGUAAAUAUUUUACCACCAUCUUUUUAACAGCUUUUACCAUUAAUAUUGUAUUGUCAUCCUGCUGUCUGCUUCACUGGCUCACUCUGUCUCUUGUUAAUGGCUCCCUGUCCAGCCAUCCUAGAAAUUAUCUCCAGAAGAGAAGAGAGACAAGCAGUGGCCGCUGCAGACUAUUAGUGGUUUCUGACGGUCUGCAAAUCUCUGCAAAAAUGUUGAAACCAUAUUUUAAAGUUGAGUUUUUACUCUGAGUCAUUAUUAUUGUCAUCAUCAGGGCUCACAUCAGUCAUCCUUUAUAGGAUAGUACGCCCUGACAACAUUAACCACCUCUGUUUAAGCUGUUACAGACUAGGCCUGUAGCCCAUUAAAGGAAUAGUUCACAACAUUUUUGGAAAUACGCGCAUUCACUUUCUUUCUGUGAGCUAGAUGAAAAGAUAGAUACCACUUGUAUGUCCAUGAGUGUGUGUGUGUGUGUGUGUGUGUCAUUUUUACACAGUUUUUUGUAUGGAUUGAACUAAUGGAGAGAUUAAAGAGAUAUAUCUUAAUUUGUGAAUUUUAUGUGCUGGUAGGUGAAUUUUGUUCUUUGUGUUAUGCUAAGCUAACUUACUGCAAGUGGUAAUGUAGCUUCCUAUUUACCAUUCAGACAUCAGUGAUAUCAUCUCUUUUAAGUUACCACCCUAACUUCUUAUUAUCCUGGACAAUGGUUUUUUUUAAUUUGUAGAUCACAUUUUUAAAGUGCUUCACAAAGGCAAAGAAAACAUUUGAAAAAACAUUUUAAGGAGUUGUGGAAAAUCACCCACAUUUUGCCUACAUUGUCUCCCCUACAUGAAAAACUAGAUAACGUACGCACUGCUUUCCAUGUUUCACAAUAGCACACAAAUCUGGCCUUGCUUGGCCUUUAAAUGCUGUUCUAGUUGUCAGAAACUAUUUGUUUAUUCUGUCCAAAGCUUCAAUGAGUGACCAGAAGCUUUAUUUAGAGAGAUAUAGUACCUCAUGGCACUGUCUAUCAUUUCCAUUUUCUGUCAUGCAUUAUAUUGAUUUGUGUGAUUAAAUUAGUUCACCA
This is a messenger RNA of Micropterus salmoides (largemouth bass), 4354 nucleotides long. RefSeq lists its product as uncharacterized. Lineage: Eukaryota; Metazoa; Chordata; Actinopteri; Centrarchiformes; Centrarchidae. The record is from RefSeq and is a predicted model, not a curated record. Bases 815 to 2845 code for a protein of 676 amino acids. The transcript has 7 exons.